AUGUUCUCAUCAUCACGCAUCCUCCGCUCCAACGCUUCGCGCAUCGCAUCCAUCGCUCGCCCGACCGCAUUUGCUCCCGCCCAGAAUCGACUCUUCCACGCUACCCGUCCAGCUAUGACCGUCCACGUUGUCGAAACCGCCGACGAAUUCCGUCAGGCCAUUGCGAACAACAAGGUCGUCAUUGUCGACUGCUACGCUGACUGGUGCCCUCCCUGCAAGGCCAUCGCUCCCGUCCUGGAAAAGCACUCCAACUCGGACGACUUCAAGGACAAGGUAUACUUUGUCAAGUUCGACACCGACAAGAUCCCCGAAAUCUCCCAGGAGCUCCGCGUCAGCUCCAUCCCCGCCUUCUUCUUCUUCAAGGACGGCAAGCAGGUUGACAACUUUGUCGGCGCCAACCCCGGCGAGCUCCAGCGCCUGCUGAAGACGCACUCUGCCUGA
Cordyceps fumosorosea ARSEF 2679 is the source of this 441-nucleotide messenger RNA. RefSeq names its product Thioredoxin. The transcript is spliced from 3 exons. The record is from RefSeq and is a predicted model, not a curated record. Lineage: Eukaryota; Fungi; Ascomycota; Sordariomycetes; Hypocreales; Cordycipitaceae. The coding region runs from base 1 to 441 and encodes 146 amino acids.